Molecule: messenger RNA, 726 nt
Organism: Colletotrichum navitas
Lineage: Eukaryota; Fungi; Ascomycota; Sordariomycetes; Glomerellales; Glomerellaceae
Exons: 3
Coding region: 217-633 (138 amino acids)
Source: RefSeq, a predicted model, not a curated record
GUCGUCCCAAGGUUGUGAAUAAGAAGCGAGUCUAUUCCGUUACGAGCCCAUCUGAACUGUUUCCACGCCAUCCCAUCUCUUUCUGACAGCUGCAUCCAACUUAUUUUCUUUACUUGUUUAUUUGUUUUCUCAGAGCCCUGGUUGGCCUUUUCUUCUAUCCAUCGUCUAAUAAACGCAGUUUCCUUAUACCCACCCGCCCGCUAUUCACUCCACAAGAUGUACGCCAGCCAGGUCUUCGCUUUCCUCCUUGUAGCGGCCGCCGCUCUCACCGAAGCUCGUGCCAUUGAGCCCCGUCAAAUUGGCAACCUCAGCUGCAACCUCGCCCGCUUGAAGAUCGUGGGCGCCAUCUCGUCGACCAAGAACAGCGUCGGCGAUAUCCAGGACCCGGCCGUCAAGGACGCCGCGGCGGCCGGCCUCAAGCAGGCCAACGACGGGAUCAGCAACAUUGCGAGCGCUCUGCUCACCGGCGAAAAAGCGGCGGCGGAGGACCGCGACGCCGUGGCUGCCGGACUCCAAGCAACCGACACGGCUCUGCAAGGAGGCGACCAGACCGAUGACGCAGUAAAGAAGGCAGGAGAUUCCCUCCAGAAGGCGGUUGCUGCUGGACAAGACGUCGUCUCUGAAUGCAAGUGAUUGCUUAGGGUUAGCAAGGAAAUACUUAAUAAAUUCUUAUUCCAAGUACCAUCUUCAGGUAUACCGCCUUGUUGGUUUCUGAGACGUAGCCCC